Messenger RNA from Sphaerodactylus townsendi, 2554 nucleotides. RefSeq names its product intermediate filament family orphan 1 (gene IFFO1). NCBI's taxonomy places the organism in Eukaryota, Metazoa, Chordata, Lepidosauria, Squamata, Sphaerodactylidae. The transcript is spliced from 10 exons. The coding region runs from base 198 to 1907 and encodes 569 amino acids. The record is from RefSeq and is a predicted model, not a curated record.
CGCCGCGGAGCCAUCGGGAGGGAGGCAGGCAGGGAGGGAGGGAGGGGCGGCCGGCCCCUCGCCACCCGGAGCCCGCCCCUGCUCCGCCGGCCGGGCUGCAGCCCCCGGGCGCGAUUGGCUCGGCGGCGCGCCGCCUCAGCCCACCCACCCUCGGCCGCUUCCCCCGGCCGGCCGCGGCGGCGGCGGCGGCGCCAGCCAUGAACCCGCUAUUCGGCCCCAACCUCUUCCUCCUGCCGCAGGAGCAGGCGGGCCUGGGCGCGGCCGAGCAGCCUCCGCAGCCGCCCUUCCUCUUCCCCGGCGACUCGUGGGACGGGGAUCCUCUGGCCCCGCUGGGCUCCCUGGGCGUCGGCGUCGGCGGGGGCCCCUUCGCGGCGGCGCCCCCCCCGCCCGCCAUGGCGCUGCGCAACGACCUGGGCUCCAACAUCAACGUGCUGAAGACCCUCAACCUGCGCUUCCGCUGCUUCCUGGCCAAGGUGCACGAGCUGGAGCGCCGCAACCGGCAGCUGGAGAAGCAGCUCCAGCAGGCCCUGGACGAGGGGGCGGCCCGGCGGUGCGGCGCCCCCCGGCGCGACCAGGCCGUGCAGACCGGCUUCGUCAGCCCCAUCCGGCCGCUCGGGCUCUCCCUGGGCACGGCGGGGCUGGGCGCGCCGUCGAGGGGGCUGAGCUCGCCCGGGGGCCACCCGCCGGGGGCCCCGCUGACGCCCACCUCGGCCUCCGCCGCCUCCUUGCCCGGCGGCUCCUUCUCGGCCUCGCCGCGCUUCUUGCCCGGCACCAUCUGGUCCUUCUCGCAGGCGCGCCGCCUGGGGCCCGGCCCGGAGACCACCCUGGUGCAAGGGCCCGGCGUCUCCUGGGUCCACCCCGACGGCGUGGGCGUCCAGAUCGACACCAUCACGCCCGAGAUCCGCGCCCUCUACAACGUCCUGGCCAAGGUGAAGAGGGAGCGGGACGAGUAUAAGCGCAGGUGGGAAGAGGAGUACACGUUGCGUGUUCAGCUGCAAGAUCAGAUCACUGAGCUUAAUGAGGAAGCCCAAGAGGCUGAAGCAUGCCAAGAGGAGCUGGCCAUGAAGGUGGAGCAGCUUAAGGCAGAGCUGGUGGUCUUCAAGGGGCUGAUGAGUAAUAACCUUACUGAGCUAGAUACCAAGAUUCAGGAAAAGGCCAUGAAGGUAGACAUGGACAUCUGUCGACGCAUAGACAUCACAGCAAAACUGUGUGACGUGGCCCAGCAGCGUAACUGCGAGGACAUGAUCAAAAUGUUUCAGAAGCAGUUGUCUCUGCACUUAUCUCCCAUUAAGGUCCCAGCUACGAUGGGCCGGAAGCGGGACCGAAAGCUGGUCAGUGACGAAGACACUUCCCUGUCAGAGAGUGAGGCUUCUAAAAAGCUAGAGGAGGAGGAAGAAGAUGAGACCACAGCCAUGAGCAUCAAUGAAGAGAUGCAGAGGAUGCUGAACCAGCUGCGGGAAUACGAUUUUGAAGACGACUGCGAUAGCCUUACCUGGGAGGAGACGGAAGAGACACUGCUGCUCUGGGAAGACUUCUCUGGCUAUGCCAUUGCUGCUGCAGAGGCCCAGGGAGAGCAGCAACCAGAUGACAGUUUGGAGAAAGUGAUCAAAGACACAGAAUCACUCUUCAAGAGCAGGGAGAAAGAAUAUCAGGAAACCAUCGACCAAAUAGAGCUGGAACUGGCAACGGCCAAGAAUGACAUGAACCGGCAUCUUCAUGAGUACAUGGAGAUGUGCAGCAUGAAGCGUGGGCUGGAUGUGCAGAUGGAGACCUGUCGCCGACUCAUCACCCAAUCUGGGGACAGAAAGUCUCCUGCUUUCACUCCGGUACCGAACAAUGAAUCAGCCCCAAACGAGGAGAUGGAGGAGUCCGAUCGUGACCUCCCGAGUGAUGCUUCCAUAAGAUAAUGGGGGGAGGACUCUGCCCCCCUUCUGCAUAGCCCCCCUCCUGGCCCAGGAGGUUGUGGUGGUGGGGGGCCAUGUCCCGGCCAUGGCUGUGAGGGACCGAAAGGGACAAGGAGCCUUCCCAACACAUAAAGUUCUGUCAUUGUCCCUCCACGCCUGGAGGUGAAGCUAGAUAGAUGCCCUCAAGGCGUCCAGUGUCACGAUUCUUCUCCUAUCUGAUCACCUCCUUUCCGUUCUCUCCCCCUCCCAUCCCUUGCCUCUUGUGGGCUUUAGGGGGGAGACAUCUGCCUUAACUGCAGUUGAGAACCUCCUGGGGUCUAGUAAAGCCCCUCCCUCCUUUACCUCCUUUUAAUAUACAUGACUGUCCUCAUGUGCCAAGAAAUAGCACCAGGCCAAAAAAAUGAACCUUCUCUUGGUGCCGGCUGGACUCUCUGUGUGGCUCUCCUCGCUCACGGAACGCAUCUUUAGUCCCCGAAUUGUACAAGCUAGCGAGAGCCUCUCCUUUUGGGGAUGAAGACUGGGCUUUUGCUGCCUCCUCCCGCUGCCUCCCCAGCUCCGUCCUUUGCAUUUUGCUUGGUUCUGUGUCCGUGACACAAACAUUGUCUGUGAUGUGCUAUGUCUGAGGAACCAAUAAAUGGGUAUUUUCUACA